Darwinula stevensoni is the source of this 1362-nucleotide messenger RNA. The record is from the annotation of a GenBank genome assembly. Lineage: Eukaryota; Metazoa; Arthropoda; Ostracoda; Podocopida; Darwinulidae.
AUGUCUAGAUUGGUACAUAUGAAGAUGGGGAAAGAUUAUUACAAAAUAUUGGGAAUAGCUAAAAAUGCCUCAGAAGAUGAAAUCAAGAAGUCUUACAGAAAAUUAGCCCUGAAGUAUCAUCCAGAUAAAAAUAAAGCUCCAGGGGCAGAAGAACGGUUCAAGGAGAUAGCUGAAGCUUAUGAGGUGCUCAGUGAUAAGAAGAAGAGAGAGGUGUAUGAUCAAUAUGGAGAAGAAGGAUUGAAAGGUGGGAUCCCAGGAGGAGGUAGUGGACAAGGAUUUCAAUACACAUUCCAUGGAGAUCCCAGGGCAACAUUUGCCCAGUUCUUUGGCACCUCCAAUCCCUUUGAGACCUUCUUUAGUAUGGGUGGUCCAGGUCGAGGGUUUUUUGGAGAUUCUGAUGAUGUGGAAAUGGAUGAUCCUUUCAUCAGCCUUGGUUUUGGUGGACCUCGUGGUGUCGGUGGUGGGGUUCCCUUCCGAUCCCAUUCAUUCACAACUGGAAGUCCAAGCAUGGGCCGAGCUAAGCCUAAGAGUCAAGAUCCCCCCAUUGAACAUGACCUAUAUGUUGCCCUUGAGGACAUUUAUAAAGGCUGUGUGAAGAAGAUGAAGAUCAGCCGGAAAGUGACUGGGGUGGAUGGAAGUUCAAGGCGGGAAGAUAAGGUCCUCACCAUCACCAUCAAACCAGGCUGGAAAUCUGGCACAAAGAUCACCUUUCAACGAGAAGGAGACCAAGCUCCUCAUAAGAUCCCUGCUGAUAUUGUCUUCAUCAUUCGGGAUAAACCCCAUCCCCUCUUCAAACGAGAGGGGAGUGACAUCAGAUACACUGCCAAAAUAUCACUCCGAGAGGCGCUCUGCGGGACGUUGGUGGAGGUGCCGACUCUAUCGGGUGAGAAGAUCCCGAUGGACUUCACGGAAGGGAUCAUCAAGCCGAACACGACGAGGAGGAUCCCUUCCCAAGGAUUACCCAUGCCGAAGGAGCCAAAUAGGAGGGGGGACCUCAUACUUGCCUUCGACAUCCAUUUCCCCGACCACCUCCCAAAAACCACUCGAGAAAUCCUUCGAGAUGCUCUUCCCAAGUGAAUGAACGAACGAAUGAAUCUUUCGCAGCUCACUCUUUCUCUUCGUUGCCUUCAUACCUCUUUCUCGUUCGUUCUUGAUUUUUCCUUUCUCACCCACUCGAGAAUAAUCAACAUCAAUCAGCAUGCUAAUGCAAAGGGGGAAGUGUAUGCGUGAGAAGCCUGGAUGGUAUACCAUAACUUAUUAUUGCUGCAUCUCUAUCCCCGCUGUCUUUUCUUUUUUCAAUGUCUAUCCGCUUCUAAGUUUGCUUCAGAAAACCAUCUUGUGCUUAAUAAAUGGAUAUUCCCA